Rhododendron vialii is the source of this 1318-nucleotide messenger RNA. Its product is annotated as arogenate dehydratase 1-like. The coding region runs from base 41 to 1318 and encodes 425 amino acids. The record is from RefSeq and is a predicted model, not a curated record. NCBI's taxonomy places the organism in Eukaryota, Viridiplantae, Streptophyta, Magnoliopsida, Ericales, Ericaceae. Gene Ontology annotation, cellular component: cytoplasm; chloroplast. The transcript has 2 exons. Gene Ontology annotation, molecular function: prephenate dehydratase activity; arogenate dehydratase activity. Gene Ontology annotation, biological process: L-phenylalanine biosynthetic process.
CAAAUAAAUAUCCGGUUCCAAGUUGCACCUUACUAUCAAAAUGCAGUCUUUCUCCGGCCCGUCGUCAAACAUUACUCUCAAGUCCGUCUUACACACGAGGUCACCAAUUCCCACCAACCGAGUCUCCCGAAUUCAACUCGUUAUCCAAUGCGCAUACCGAUCCGAGUCGGCCAACGCGGCCGCCAACUCCAAUUUCAGCAGCGGCAUCGGCUCGACCCGAGCCAACUACCAGAGCGCGUGCGCCAUCCUCGCCAGCAUGGUUGUGUCACAACAAAAGAACGACGACGUUAGCCGAACCUACAUAACCGCCGGGAACGACCACAAAACCCUGGAUUUCGUCCCGACAGAGAACCUACCCAAGGCGCUCACCAUCGCUGACCUCUCCCCCGCGCUGAUGCAUGGCUCAAUCCUGCGCGUCGCCUACCAGGGCGUGCCCGGCGCCUACAGCGAAGCCGCCGCCUGGAAAGCCUACCCGAACUGUGAGGCCAUCCCGUGCGACCAAUUCGAGGUCGCGUUCCAGUCCGUUGAGCUGUGGAUAGCUGAUAGAGCUGUUUUGCCUGUCGAGAACUCGCUCAGCGGGAGCAUUCAUCGGAACUACGACCUCCUCCUCCGCCACAGCCUCCAUAUCGUCGGGGAGGUGCAACUGGCUAUUAACCACUGCCUCCUCGCCCUCCCGGGGGUACGUAAGGAGAGCGUAAAACGUGUACUCAGCCAUCCUCAGGCCUUGGCUCAGUGCGAGCACACCCUCACCAAACUCGGUUACAACGCCACUCGCGAGGCCGUCCGCGACACCGCGGGGGCGGCGAAGUUUGUGGCGGCGAACAACCUGCGCAACACGGCGGCGAUCGCGUCGUCGCGCGCCGCCGAUCUGUACGGCCUGCAGAUACUUUCCGAAGGAAUCCAGGACGACUCGAAAAAUCUGACCCGGUUCGUGAUGUUGGCCCGCAACCCGAUUGUCCCCAGAACAGACCGGCCGUUCAAGACGAGCAUCGUGUUCGCCGGAGACGGCGGCAACCAGGAAAGGGCCGGGACGGCGGUGCUGUUCAAGGUGCUGUCGGCGUUCACGUUCAGGAACAUCAGCCUGACGAAGAUAGAGAGCCGGCCGCACCGGAACCAGCCGAUUCGAGUGGUGGAGGACGUUGACGUGGGCACGGCGAAGCACUUUGAGUACGUCUUCUUCAUCGAUUUCGAGGCGUCCAUGGCGGAGGUUAGGGCACAGAACGCUCUAGCGGAGGUUCAGGAGUUCACUUCUUUCCUGAGGGUGUUGGGGAGUUAUCCCAUGGACAUGACCCCGUGGUGUCCCUCUAGGGGAGAUUAA